This is a messenger RNA of Talaromyces rugulosus, 861 nucleotides long. RefSeq lists its product as uncharacterized. Gene Ontology annotation, biological process: protein phosphorylation; intracellular signal transduction. The transcript is spliced from 2 exons. NCBI's taxonomy places the organism in Eukaryota, Fungi, Ascomycota, Eurotiomycetes, Eurotiales, Trichocomaceae. The record is from RefSeq and is a predicted model, not a curated record. Bases 1 to 861 code for a protein of 286 amino acids. Gene Ontology annotation, molecular function: protein serine/threonine kinase activity; ATP binding.
AUGUUCUACGGAGACCAUCAGGAUCACGAAGAUGAAGAGCGCUUGAAAUCUGUCGAUUCCCGGUCGUCAGAAAAUAUACCACCCAACGUCAUUAUUCGACGAGCCUCCCAAUGCCCGGAUAAUCACAAGCUCUUGAUUAUUGGGAUUUUUGCAGAAGUAUAUCUUGUGGACAAUGAAAUUAUCAGAAAGAUCCCUCGCAGCCAGAGUGAAGAAGACAUGCAACCUAUACUCCGCGAGGCUAUGGUUUAUGACACUCUGGGGCCUCAUCCACGGAUUGCUGAAUGGCUAUCAAAGGACAUAUCAAACUUUAUCGACAUCAAGUACUAUCCGCAUGGUGACCUUGUGAACUAUUGCCAGAAGAAUUUGAUACAACCUGAGCUACGAUCUAAAUGGUACCAGCAAAUCUUGGAAUCCGUUGAGUUUAUCCAUAGCCGUGGUGUGAUCCAUUCCGACCUUGCUCUACGGCAGUUCUUUAUUGACAACAAUUUGAAUGUACGACUCGGUGAUUUCAACGCUUCGCAAUGCUCUGGUCACGUAGCACUCGGCUACGAAAAAGCAUCACAUUGCCUGCCACGAGAUUAUGAACUUCCCAACACUGAAACCUCCGAUGUCUUUGCCCUGGGAUCUACACUAUACGAGCUAGUUACUGGCAAUGCCCCAUACAGCGAACUUUCUGGGCCCAAAUCUGACGAUCCGGAUAUCAUUAAAGCUCAAAUCCGACGUCAACAUGAGGUAGAUCAUGAGAUUGAAACACGGUACAAAAACCGCUACUUUCCCGAUGUCUCUGGUUUAUUUGGAGGGGAAAUCAUAAUGGGUUUCUGGAGCGGCGAAAUUCCCUCCGCCCGAGCUGCACUUGAUUAG